AUGUACAGGCUAAUCCUUUCCACUCUGCCCUUGCUGGCUUAUGUGGGCGAUGCUGCAGCGCAAGAUGUCAGCGUCUACACUAACACAUGCGCUGGGGGGCAGCCGUCUACAGUCUUUGUACCUACCACCAUCUAUGUGUCUGUCACAGUUCCAUUCCAGCCAACGUCGACUUCUUUCUUGUCUUCUACGGGAAGCUCACAAGAAUCAGACCCUGUUGCUACCGAUGAUCCAGCUCGGAACACAGAGAGCAAAGCACAGCAAAGACCAUCGACGGCUGAAUCAGAUCAGGGACCAACAACUGUUGCUACCAGUCAGCCGGCUCUGAAGACGGAGCAGAAAGUGACACAAGGAGACUCAGCUUCUGGACGUAACCAAAGUCAGCGGGACCAGGAUAUUGCUGACGAUGGGACUACUUCAGAUGCAAGCGGAACAUCACUGAUACCGGCCUCGCCUUCUGAACAAAACCAGAACGUACGUCCCACUGAUGACAAAGAGUCAACUUUGGACACGGAUGAUACGACGCAACAAAGGGGCUCAGAUGCCGGACAGGGGGACCAGGAUUCUGAAGCUACUGAUGAGUCGACGUUAGCUUCAGAGAGUAAGGCGCAACAACCACCGGUUGACCAGAAGGACCAGCAGGACCAGGACUCUGUUGCUGCCAGUCAGUCCACUUCGGACACAGAAAACGACGUACAACAAGAAGAAACAGACCCGGAACAGGACCAGGACCAGACGGACCAACCGGACAAAGAAGAUCAGGAUUCUACUGCUGUCAAUCAGUCAACCUCGGGCAGAGAAAACAACGUACAGCAAGGAGGAACGGAUGCAGAACCGGACCAGAACCAGAUGGACCAACCGGACAAGCAAGACCAGGAUUCUACUGCUGUCAAUCAGCCAACCACAGAAAACAACGUACAACAGGAAGAAACGGAUGCGGAACAGGGCCAGGACCGGCAAGACCAGGAUUCUGUUGCAGCCAAUAACUCACCGUCGGACUCACAGGCACCACAAAACGAAUCAGAUGCUGAACAGGAUCGGGACAAUAAUGACUCAGCUUUGAAUGCAGAGGAGAACGUGCAACAAGAAGGAUCAGAUACUCAACGGAACCAGGACCAGCAGGGUCAGGACGUUGCUGCUGACAUUGAGUCGACCCAGGACACACAGCCUACACCUCCACAAACAUCAUCACAUCUCCCUACCGUUUCAACCACAAAAGAUGGCAGCCAGAUUCCACAGCCCUCUCAGGGUAAUCCCCAGGGCAUUGAUGCAAACGACGGCGGGCAAUGGGCCAACGACACUAGGCAGGACGACGACUUGGAUAAUAGCGCGGAGCCUGAUGGUGAUGUUGGCAGUGAUGAAGCCGAAAACCCGCCUUUUUCUGGACCAGGAACCACAUUACCAACUGAUUCCAGCUUCAGAAGUCCCACAAAUACAACCGGCUCCUGGAGCGUAUCAGUGACUCCCACUGGGAGCGUAUUCACGGUUCCCACUGCCUCUAUCUUCAAGACGCCUGCAAGCUCGGCCGGAGCGGCAAACGUGAGUGGCGCUGGCUUCAGAUUCGUAAACCCUGUGUCUCCGACGCCUCCUGUUACACAGAACGGGAACCUUGGAGGAGCACGAAAUAUGCUAUAUUUCACCAAUUGGGGAAUCUAUAGCACAGACUACCAACCUCAGGAGAUGGCGAUCGAUAAGAUUACCCACCUAUUGUAUGCAUUUGCUGAUUUGAAGGAUGAUGGAACUGUAAUCUCUUCUGAUCCGUAUGCUGAUGUCGAGAAGCUUUACGGCGGGGGCAAUUCAUCCAGUCUCGGCUUCGUUGCCAGAAACAGUAGUAAUGCUCAAGGUGUUGUGUAUCAGCUUUACGGUUUGAAGAAGAGGAACCGCAAGCUCAAAACUCUCCUAUCCGUUGGAGGUUUCAAAUACUCGCGGCAAGGCAAGUUCGCCAGAAUUGCAGGAUCUGAGCAAGGCAGAAAGAACUUUGCUUCCAGCGCCGUCAGGCUCAUGGCGGAUUGGGGUAUGGACGGAAUCGACAUUGACUGGGAGUAUCCAAAGGAUGCUGCCGAAGCGGAUGGUUUCCUAAAGCUUCUUCAGGAAACCCGAAGCGCCCUCGACAACUACGCGUCCGCAAAUAAGCAAAAUUACCACCAUCUUCUCACCAUUGCCGCUCCAGUUGGCCCUACUCAGUAUCGCCUGCUAAACCUCAAAGCUAUGGACCAGUACCUCGAUGUCUGGAAUCUGUUGAGCUAUGACUAUGCCGAUUCACAUUAUAAUACUACGAGUCACCAGGCCAACAUACAGGCCAAUCGUGCUGAUAUGAGGACUACCAAGUUCAACACUGCACAAGCAGUUGAGGACUAUAUAAGUGCUGGAAUAGCCCCGAACAAGAUUGUUCUUGGGCUGCCUCUCUACGGAAGGUCUUUUGCAAACACUGAAGGGAUGGGAACGCCCUUCUCCGGCACCGCCCCGGGAGCAUCAAAAGGCAUUAGGCCGUACCGUGAUCUCCCACUGCCUGGAGCCCAAGUCACGGUUGACCCACAGCUGGGAGCAGCCUGGAGCUACGACCCCAAAACCCGCGAGCUGGUGUCGUACGACAAUGCCGAAUCGGCCAAGCUGAAGGCUGAUUACGUCAAGAGCAAGGGCCUAGGAGGUGCCGUAUUCUGGCAGGCGUCUGGCGACAAGAAAGGGAGCGACAGCCUCGUUGGCUCAAUGGCCACCUACCUGGGACAAUUAGAGGCGACGGAAAACAUGCUGAGCUAUCCGCAGAGCCGUUAUGAGAACAUCAAGAACGGCGCUUCCUAG
Ustilaginoidea virens is the source of this 2796-nucleotide messenger RNA. RefSeq lists its product as uncharacterized. The transcript is spliced from 3 exons. Gene Ontology annotation, cellular component: extracellular region. The coding region runs from base 1 to 2796 and encodes 931 amino acids. Gene Ontology annotation, molecular function: chitin binding; chitinase activity. The record is from RefSeq and is a predicted model, not a curated record. Gene Ontology annotation, biological process: carbohydrate metabolic process; chitin catabolic process. Lineage: Eukaryota; Fungi; Ascomycota; Sordariomycetes; Hypocreales; Clavicipitaceae.